Molecule: messenger RNA, 600 nt
Organism: Echinococcus granulosus
Lineage: Eukaryota; Metazoa; Platyhelminthes; Cestoda; Cyclophyllidea; Taeniidae
Product: GTP-binding protein SAR1b
Exons: 2
Coding region: 1-600 (199 amino acids)
Biological process (GO): vesicle organization; membrane organization; intracellular protein transport
Cellular component (GO): endoplasmic reticulum exit site; COPII vesicle coat
Molecular function (GO): GTP binding; GTPase activity
Source: RefSeq, a predicted model, not a curated record
AUGAAUUUCCUUAAUGAUUGGUUUAUUUCCCCGUUCGCGAAGAUUUUAAAUUACCUUGGAUUGUAUCAGAAAAGCGGUAAACUAGUUUUUUUGGGUUUGGACAAUGCUGGCAAAACCACUCUUUUACAUCGCCUCAAGGAUGAUCGGUACGGAACUCAUAAUCCUACGCUUCACGCCACAUGCGAGGAACUUACAAUUGCAGGCAUGAAGUUCACAACCUACGAUCUCGGUGGUCAUGAGCAGGCACGUAAGGUGUGGCACUCGUACAUUCCCGCUGUGGACGGGAUUGUUUUUAUUGUCGAUGCCAGUGAGAGUGAGCGUUUCAAUGAAGCUAAAGUUGAACUGGAUAGUCUUAUUAUGGAUCAACAGGUUGCUAACGCACCGAUUCUCGUCCUGGGAAACAAAAUUGAUGUGCCAUCUGCCGUCAGUGAGGCAGUCCUAAGAAGUCACCUGGGCUUGGAUGGACAGGUAACCGGAAAAGGAAUAGUUCCCAGAGAGCACAUUGCUAGUGGACGUCCUAUGGAAAUUUAUAUGUGCAGUAUUCUUAAACGGCAAGGAUAUGGUGAUGCUUUUAAGUGGUUGGCUCAAUAUCUUGACUGA